AUGUUAAGAGUAGUGUAUAACCAGUACAAAGGUUAUUGUAUACCCAAGGGAAACACAGGUAUCCAAUCAGAACAUAGCCAGGAAACUAUAUAUACAAAUGGAUUCAAUUUCUUUAAUUGGGAAGAUGAUGAAUUACAACAAUAUUCUAAAAUAACAAAUUAUAAUGAAGAUGAAGAAGAACAAGAAAAUGGGGAUAUGUAUACUAAUGAAUCUAAAAAUCAUUUGAAUCAUGAAAUGAGUGAUUUAUUAAAACCUUCAGUAUUGAAAAAUGAAAUUACUGAUAAAAUUAAUGAUAAAAUUAAUGAUAAAAAACAAUUAAAUGGUAAAAAAAUUAAAAAACAAUAUGGUAAGAAAAAAAAGAAACAAAAAGGUAAUUCAGAUCUUGAUGAUUUUAAUAUUCCUUCUGAUGUUAAUAAAGUUGCUCAAUUGAAUAAAUUACAUAAAGAAUUGAUCCUAAAUUUGAAAUCUCAAUUGGCAUCUACAAAAAUUAAUGAUGAUGAAAAAAUUUUACAAUUUUUUGAUGUUUCCAUAUAUAAAGAAGAAUUAGAUAAUUUAAAAGAUGAUGAAUGGUUAAAUGAUAAUAAUAUAUCAUUUUUAUAUGAAUAUUUAGAAAGAUAUCAAUUGAAUUCUUUUAAUAAAUUAAUUAAAGAUUCAAUUAUUUUAUUACGUCCAUCAAUGGUUUAUCUUUUAGCAAAUACCUCUGCACCAUUAGAAUUAAAAGGUGUUUUACCUCCAUUAGAAAAUUCAAAAUUUAUUUUCUUACCAGUUAAUGAUAAUGAUGAUGUUGAAACUGCAUCUGCAGGAUCUCAUUGGUCUUUAAUUGUUAUUAGUUUAUUAGAUCAAACUGCAUUUAUUUAUGAUACAAUGGAGAGAGCAAAUGAAACUGAAGCAAUUCAAGUUAUUAAAAAAUUAAUGGAAUAUUUAGGUUAUCAAUUAAAAAUUAAAAUUAUUGAAAAUACUCCACAACAAAUUAAUGGUAGUGAUUGUGGUAUAAUGAUUUGUCAAAUUACAGGAUUUUUAUUAUCAAGAUUAUUAAAUUUAAAAUAUUUAGAAACAAAUUAUAUUGAUUUAAGUUUAGAUAAAGUUGAUAUAAGUGCAAUUGAUGGUAGAAUUUUCCUUAUGGGUACAUUAUUAAAUUUAGUUAAACAUAAACAAAACUUGGAUCAAUAG
This is a messenger RNA of Hansenula ciferrii, 1170 nucleotides long. Its product is annotated as Sentrin-specific protease 2. The transcript has a single exon. The record is from RefSeq and is a predicted model, not a curated record. Gene Ontology annotation, molecular function: deNEDDylase activity; cysteine-type peptidase activity. Bases 1 to 1170 code for a protein of 389 amino acids. Gene Ontology annotation, biological process: proteolysis. Lineage: Eukaryota; Fungi; Ascomycota; Saccharomycetes; Phaffomycetales; Wickerhamomycetaceae.